CAAGGGAACACAGCCAAUAAUUUGGGUGACUGGAAAAAGAAAUGGAUUUUUUAAAAAAGUGAGCCAGUUAUUGGAAUAAAAAAUUGUCGAAAUGGAUGCCUGAGGAAAUAAUUAUUUUACACAAAUAAAAUUUAUUCUAUUUUUGUCAUCAAGUUUUCUCUGGAGAAAAGAUUUUUUUCUGAAAAGGGGGAAGAUGAAGGGUUUCCUAAAUCAAGAAAAAGACAAGGAAGCCUUCAGAUUGAUGAAGGAACUGAAAGCAAACCUUGAACAAGAGACGAUCUAUCUGCCCAGGGAAACGGGGCUGAAUCUGAUCGAGUCAACUCUGGAGAACAACAACCGAAUCUCAGCAAAAUGUAGGGAUGCCAAAGUUGAAGAUCUCUGGAGCCUGACUAAUUUCUUUGGAUACAGCACUCAGACCUUUGUCCAAGCUGUGAAUCUGCUGGAUAGGUUCUUAGCAAUGAUGAAGGUCCAGCCAAAACACUUACCCUGCAUCGGUGUCAGCUGUCUCCAUAUUGCAGCCAAAGUAAUUGAGGAGGAGUGUAAUGUGUCACCCACUCAUGAGCUUAUCCGCAUCAGCCAGUGCAAGUUCACUGUGUCAGACCUCAGUCGAAUGGAGAAAAUAAUUUCAGAAAAACUGAACUUUCAGUUCAAAGCAGUCACUGCCUUAACCUUUUUGCACUUAUACCAUGCGGUAGCACUUUCACAUACCUCAGAAAGGAAGGAAAUUUUGAAUCUUGACAAAUUGGAAGCCCAGCUGAAAGCCUGUCUCUGUCGACUGGUCUUCUCCAAGGCAAAACCAUCAGUAUUAGCUCUGUCCCUCCUCAACCAGGAGAUUGAAGUUCACCAGUCAGCCGACAUGUUCAAAAUUGCCAAACGCAUCCAAAAGCACCUAAAGAUUGGUGACAGUGAGCUACUUCACUGGAAGGGGAUGGUGGCCAAAUGCAUGAUGGACUACCUGUCACCUGAAUGUAGCAAACCCGACAACAAGAAGCUAGUCUGGAUUGUGUCCAGGAGAACAGCACAACAUUUGCACAGCAGCUACUGCAGCAUCCCUGACCUGCCAACUAUUCCUGAGGGGGGCUGGGAUGAAAGCGAGAGUGAGGAUUCCUGUGAAGACAUGAGCUGUGGGGAGGAGAGCCUGAGCAGUUCACCUGACAGUGAUGCAGAGGGGCCCUUCUUCCCUCCAGACUUUCGGUACCGUGACAGAAGGGGCUUCCCUUCCUCCUAGACAUUAGACAUCUCUUCCACACAGCAGUGGAGAGGCAGUGAGGCUUGGGUGCUACAAAUUGUGUCUUGGAAAAAAAAUACUAUUUAUCUUUUUUUCAGUAGGGUUUUGAGAGAAUUGCCAUUUGUAUCAUGGCAAUGUUGUGUUAUCAGCUUUACCAAGUGCCUGGCGAUUAGUAUACUGCAUUUACUUAAAGUUAUAUUUUAAGUUCCAGAUUGCAUUAUUCUGGCAGCUGACUCAUUUUAAUGGAACUUUUGUAGUUCUGAUGUUUUAGUAGUUGAUGCAUGUUUAAACUUGCUACAUUCCAAAUGACAUUAAGCACAAAACUGAAGUAGCUGGUCCUAUGAUGUCAUGUUUAUAAACUGUUACAGAACAGACUGUUGAACCCUAGAUAAAUGCUCCUGUAAUACGUACUUUGCACAGGUUUUAUAGUAAAGAAUUACUUUAAAAUGGCAUGCAGUAAUUGGAAAAAGACAAAAAAAGGAAAAAAAAAACAAAUGCCUGUACACCAGCUAGUUUGUAGUCUCCUAAGUUUGUAUUGUGAAAGUGGAGGUUAUGAAGUAUGCAUGGUGUUGAAAUAUAAGCAAGGAUGUUUUGUGUGUUAACAUUUCGUUGAACCACUUCAAUUGCCAACUUAAUAGUAUGUCAGGGUGUAAUAGUAACAUUUAGUAAUA
Megalops cyprinoides (Indo-Pacific tarpon) is the source of this 1899-nucleotide messenger RNA. RefSeq names its product cyclin-G2-like. NCBI's taxonomy places the organism in Eukaryota, Metazoa, Chordata, Actinopteri, Elopiformes, Megalopidae. Gene Ontology annotation, cellular component: cyclin-dependent protein kinase holoenzyme complex; nucleus; cytoplasm. Gene Ontology annotation, biological process: mitotic cell cycle phase transition; regulation of cyclin-dependent protein serine/threonine kinase activity. Bases 194 to 1228 code for a protein of 344 amino acids. The transcript is spliced from 8 exons. Gene Ontology annotation, molecular function: cyclin-dependent protein serine/threonine kinase regulator activity. The record is from RefSeq and is a predicted model, not a curated record.